UAUGGAACGUAGGGCUAUUCCUAUCGGCGAUGUACGAAUAUCAAUUUCAGAUACGUGUGCGUGAGUAACGUGUUUCCGCUAAUAAUGAAACACGUAGGUUCGGAUGAAGAAUCGCUGCUCGUCGUUCGUCAGUAGCGUAGGAAUUUACACGUGUGUGGCGUCUUAUUGGCUCGGGGCCGACCGGUUCAGAGGAUAAUGAAAAAAGAUUAACAAGCAGUUUGUUUGCCUCGAACCCUCUCAGCGGCGCGAUCAAAACCUUUGUUGACGAAUUUCCGAAAAUACUUCAAACAUAUACUUGGAUGAGUUUCAGAGAUCUUAAUAAUCGCAAGGAGGUACUCCCCAACAUCCUGGCUGCUAUCGGACAAACCCCUAUGGUGCGAUUGAACAAUAUUUGCAAAUCAUUUAAUAUCAAAUGUGAAUUAUUGGCAAAAUGUGAAUUUCUGAAUCCUGGUGGCUCCGUAAAAGACAGGAUCGCGCACAGAAUGAUCCAAGAUGCGGAAGACAAAGGGAUUCUCAAGCCAGGAUAUACCAUAAUUGAGCCAACAAGCGGAAAUACAGGUAUUGGAUUGGCGAUGGCAUCAGCAGUCAAGGGUUACCGCUGUAUCAUAGUAAUGCCUGAGAAGAUGUCGAAUGAAAAAGUUGACACACUGCGGGCUCUGGGGGCUGAGAUUGUUAGAACGCCAACCGAGGCUGCGUGGGACAGUCCCGAAGGUCAUAUAACAGUAUCUCAGAAAUUACAGAAGGAAAUACCAAAUAGCGUAAUUCUGGAUCAGUAUACCAAUUGUGGAAAUCCUCUAGCUCAUUACGAUCAAACAGCGUAUGAAAUCUGGGAACAAUGCAAAGGCAAAAUCGAUUAUUUAGUAGCAGGAGCUGGUACUGGUGGAACCAUUAGUGGGAUCAGUCGCAGAUUCAAAGAACUAAUACCACAGACAAAAAUUGUAGCUAUUGAUCCGGAAGGUAGUAUUCUUGCAGAGCCUGCGGAAAUAAAUCAAAGUGAAGUAACCUUCUACGAGGUCGAAGGAAUUGGAUACGACUUCACUCCUACGGUUUUGGAUCGUGGUUCAGUUGAUUUGUGGGUUAAAACGAAUGACAAAGACUCGCUGAACUGUGCUAGAGCACUAAUACGUGAGGAGGGUUUGUUGUGCGGUGGAAGUAGCGGUGCAUCUAUGUCAGCAGCUUUAAAAUUGGCCAAGGAUCUACCAGAAGAUCAAAGAGUUGUUGUAAUACUGCCAGAUGGUCUCAGAAACUACAUGACUAAAUUUGUAUCGGACCACUGGAUGGAAGCCAGAGGUUUUUUGGAUCCACCCCCGCCGGUAGAGGCGAACAAAUGGUGGUGGACGACUUCUAUUUCAAAUCUUCGUUUAAAUCCCCUAUCUACUCUACCAGCAGAAGCAACUUGUCAAGAAGCCAUUGCGAUUCUGAAGAAAGGCGGAUUUGACCAAAUUCCACUUAUAGAAAAGAAUGGAAGUAUCCAAGGGGUAGUAACUCUGAAUGACCUUACGAGAAGUCUGAUUUCGGGUAAAGUCAAGUCUACGGAUUGCGCACGGAAAGUACUGUUCAAGCAAUUCAGAAAGCUGACUACUUGUGCAACCCUCGGACGACUGUCACGAAUUCUUGAAAAAGACGCAUAUGUUGUCAUAGUAAAUGCGAAACAAACGACCAGUGCAGUGGGUAUUGCCACUCAAAUGGAUCUUUUGAAUUAUAUCAGUGAACCGCACAGUAAUGGCACUGCUGCUUGAUCCGGAUAUUUAUAUUCAUUUUAAACUAUUUGACCCAAGCCUCGCUUACCAAUUUUUCUGCAAUGUAGAUAGAUUUAAUCAAUUCUUGACAACAGUUGACAAACGUAAUUUUUGUUUAGUUCUAUUCUUUUUUUUCUGGAAAUUGCUUGAUUUUUAUACAUUUCUAUACUUGAAUUCUGUGUAUUAUUAUGUAAUCCAAUAAAACAUGAGACUGAUCAUGUAUUUGUAUUUAAGUGUGGUUUUGUUAUUUGUCAGUCCAUGUGAUACGACAUGAGAUAUUUGAAGAAUACUAUUUGCACUGGACCAAUAUUUGAUGACGAAUUAUUAAGGUUAAAUAACUCGAAUAGUAAAUUGAUUUCAUUAUGUUUUUUUCUACACCGAUAUUACGAUCGCAUGAUUUAUGUGUGACCUGGAGUAGAUGGAAACAUUACACACAUGCACAUAUCGAUGUCUUUUACUGAAAUUAUGUGUAUUGUCCUGCAGUAUUUGUUGCACUACGUCUAUUAAGUCGAUUAAUGCAUAAUCACAGUCAUUUACACAAAUAAUAUAGUGUUUAUACAUUUUCAAUAAAGUUAUUAAAUUUA
Molecule: messenger RNA, 2323 nt
Organism: Neodiprion fabricii
Lineage: Eukaryota; Metazoa; Arthropoda; Insecta; Hymenoptera; Diprionidae
Gene: Cbs
Product: cystathionine beta-synthase
Exons: 6
Coding region: 300-1739 (479 amino acids)
Cellular component (GO): cytoplasm
Molecular function (GO): cysteine synthase activity; cystathionine beta-synthase activity
Source: RefSeq, a predicted model, not a curated record